Molecule: messenger RNA, 1804 nt
Organism: Cicer arietinum (chickpea)
Lineage: Eukaryota; Viridiplantae; Streptophyta; Magnoliopsida; Fabales; Fabaceae
Product: UDP-glycosyltransferase 87A1-like
Molecular function (GO): quercetin 3-O-glucosyltransferase activity; quercetin 7-O-glucosyltransferase activity
Source: RefSeq, a predicted model, not a curated record
AAAUACAUAACAUUUUCUUUUUAAUUAAGACAAAAUAUAUACUUUUCCCUAUGUCACUCUCGCAACACAAGCUAGUUAUCAUUUAGGGAAAUUACGAUGGAGUAUCAAGUUCAAAAUCCACCCACACACAUCACCAUCACCACCACUACCACCGCCACAAGCCACGUGUUAGUGGUGCCAUACCCAUCUCGAGGACACAUCAACCCCAUGAUGAAUCUCUCAAAAUUAAUUGUGUCUAAUAACCCCAACAUCCUCGUCACAUUCGUUGUCACCCAAGAAUGGUUAACCUUAAUAAACUCCGAACCUAAACCCGACAACAUAAGAUUUGGAACAAUCCCUAACUUUGGUGGUUCAAAAGACAACUUUUUGAACGUUGUUGAAGCUGUUAUGACCGAAAUGGAAGCGCCGUUGGAGCGGUUACUUGAUUCUUUUAUUCAACCGCCGCCGACAUUCAUUAUUUAUGAUGCUUUUCUCUUUUGGGUUGUUGGUGUUGGAAAUCGGAGGAAUAUUCCGGUGGCUGCGUUUUGGACUACGUCGACUUCGGAAUUUUGGGUGCAGUUCUUCCAUAUUUUCCUACAACGCAACCACUUAGAUGAAACACAAUUUGGUUUUUAUCAUGCAGAAAAUGAUGCCGAAAAACUCAUAGAUUAUAUUCCAUCAAAUUCUUGGAUUCACCUAGCAGAUAUUCCUCUUCUUGAUAAGAACAACCAUCAAAUUUUGCAAUGGGCUAUGAAAAGUUAUCAAUGGAUUCUCAAAGCCCAAUAUGUGUUAUUGCCUUCAAUUUAUGAGCUUGAACCUCAAGUAAUUGAUGCCUUAAAAUCAAAUCUUACAAUACCAAUUUACACCAUAGGCCCAAACAUACCUUAUUUUAAUCUUGGAUACAAGUCACAUUAUUUAAAUGCUACUAAUGAUGCUGCCCAAAAUUACAUAGAUUGGCUAAAUCUCCAACCCUGUGGUUCUGUUUUGUACAUUUCAUUUGGAAGUUUUCUAUCUGUUUCAAGAUCACAAAUGGAUGAAAUUAUCGGUGCUUUGCACGACAGCAACAUUCGAUACUUGUGGGUAACGCGCGACGAGACUAAUAGAUUAAAAGAGAAGUGUGGAAAAAUGGGUUUUGUUGUAACAUGGUGUGACCAAUUGAGGGUAUUGUUACACCCUGCUAUAGGUGGUUAUUGGACACAUUGUGGUUGGAAUUCUGUUAUUGAAGGUGUUUUUGCUGGUGUUCCUUUUUUGACAUUUCCAAUUGCUAUGGAUCAACCACUUAUUAGUAAGAUUAUAGUUGAAGAUUGGAAAGUUGGGUUAAGAGUGAAGAAAGAUGAUAAGUUAGACACUUUGGUGAGAAAAGAGGAGAUUGUUGUGUUGCUUAGGAAAUUCAUGGAUUUGGAUUAUGAUAUUGGAAGAGAUAUGAGAAAAAGGGCCAAAGAGAUUCAACAUAUAUGUCAACUUGCAAUAAAAAAAGGUGGGUCAUCUGAGACUAAUAUUAAAGCCUUUUUGAAGAAUAUAAUGCAGAGUGAUUGGAAACAAGAUGGGUCUAAUGGAGUGCAAUCUCAAGUUGUUAUUGAGAAUUUCCAUUAAAUUGUUGUGCCUUGAUUCUCUUGUAUACCAAUGUUUAGUGAUUUUAUAAAGGCAGAGUUUGUUCGGUUGAUUUGUAUUUCAUGAUUUAAUAAAGAUCAAGCUUGUACUCAAUAGAUUUCAAUCAUCAAACCCUAUGAAUUUAGGAGUCAUUAAUUUCAAUCAUUGGACGAAGGAUGUUUCAUAUUUUAACUUUACCAAAUCAUAUUCAAAAACAACUAAUUGGAAUGUGAGA